Molecule: messenger RNA, 441 nt
Organism: Didymodactylos carnosus
Lineage: Eukaryota; Metazoa; Rotifera; Eurotatoria; Philodinida; Philodinidae
Source: the annotation of a GenBank genome assembly
AUGCCGUCACAAUGUUCAGUCUUCCGAAUUGUAACACACUAUAAUAAUCUGUCAUUAAAUAGUGCAAAUGAUGUUAUUAUUUCUUGUAACGAUCAAUCAAUGUGUUUUACUGAUUCACAAUAUGGUUUUAUGCAAAUAUUUCAUUAUUGUCAACCUCAAUUGGAUAAUAAUGUUUAUGGAUCUGAUAUAAAUGAAGAUUUUCAAAUAUUAGUUAAUAAUCUUGUUAAACCAGAUGGUAUUGGAGUUAAUCCAGAAGAAACAAUUUUAUAUGUUAUAGAUAACGGUUGUGCUGUUGCAAACGGGUCGAUUAAUUCACAUGUACCACGUGUUAUUUAUUCUCAUCAAAUAUAUCGUCAACCAUAUAAACAUAUUCAUUUUUAUAAUAAGCGUUUAUUAACACCUGUACAAUCGAGAAUACCGGAUGAAAUUAAAGUUGAUUAG